Grosmannia clavigera kw1407 is the source of this 771-nucleotide messenger RNA. Its product is annotated as short chain dehydrogenase reductase. The record is from RefSeq and is a predicted model, not a curated record. The transcript has 4 exons. The coding region runs from base 1 to 771 and encodes 256 amino acids. Gene Ontology annotation, cellular component: intracellular anatomical structure. Gene Ontology annotation, molecular function: oxidoreductase activity, acting on NAD(P)H, oxygen as acceptor. NCBI's taxonomy places the organism in Eukaryota, Fungi, Ascomycota, Sordariomycetes, Ophiostomatales, Ophiostomataceae.
AUGAGCAAAGUCAUCAUCGUCACCGGUGCCAGCCGUGGCAUCGGCCUCUGUAUCGCUCAGCACUUGCUGGCCCACAAGCAUAACGUCGUCCUCGUUGCCCGGACGGCUGCGCCGCUGGCCGCCCUCAAGACCCAAUUCCCAGACCAGGUCGAGUAUUCUACCGUGGACUUGACCGACUUUACUACAGCCCCUCUGGUGGUCGACCUCGCCAUCAAGACCUUUGGUCGUCUGGACGGACUCAUUGCUAAUCAUGGAGCUCUCUCGCCUCUGGCCCAUGUUGCAGACGCAAGCAUCGACGAGUGGAAGCGCCUCUACGACAUAAACUUCUUUAGUGUGCUGGCCUUGGCAAAGGCAGCUAUUCCCAAGCUGCGCCAGUCCCAGGGCCGCAUUGUGGUCACUUCAUCCGGAGCAGCCGUCAAUGCAUAUACCGCCUGGGGCGCCUACGGGAGCUCCAAGGCCGCCGUGAACUCGCUGGUGCAGCACCUCGCCGUCGAAGAGCCCACCAUUGCCUCCAUUGCCGUCGGUCCUGGCCGUGUCGAUACAGACAUGCAGAAAGAGUUGCGUGAAGACGGCGCCACAACCAUGGCACCCAAGGACUACGCCGGCUUUGUGAGCGCCUUCGAAGAGGGCAGGCUCAACCCGCCCGAGAAGCCAGCUGAGGUCAUCGCCAAACUGUCUGUCGACCUUACACUCGAGCACAGUGGACGAUAUGUCAAGUACGAGCAUACUUGGAACAUCCCGGACAUGGCACCGUACCACUGGUCCGAAUAG